Staurois parvus is the source of this 570-nucleotide messenger RNA. Lineage: Eukaryota; Metazoa; Chordata; Amphibia; Anura; Ranidae. The record is from the annotation of a GenBank genome assembly.
AUGGUACUGAUGAACGACUGGAGCGCUCGGGACAUCCAGAAAUGGGAAUAUGUUCCACUUGGACCUUUCUUGAGUAAGAACUUCGCCACAUCGAUCUCUCCAUGGGUGGUGCCGAUGGAGGCGCUGAUGCCGUUUGUGCUUCCCAAUCCAAUCCAGGAUCCCGUGCCUCUGCCGUAUCUCCAGGAUAAGAGUGAUUACACAUUCAAUAUUAACUUGUCUGUCUGCCUUCAAGGUAAAUUACAUCGACUAAUGAUUGUGUAUUAUCGAUCCUUGUGGAGGUACAUGUACUGGACUAUGAAGCAGCAGCUGGCCCAUCACACAAUAACCGGCUGUAACGUUCGUCCUGGAGAUCUUUUGGCAUCGGGAACCAUAAGUGGACCGGACCCUUCAAGCUUCGGCUCAAUGCUGGAACUGUCAUGGAGGGGAUCCAAGCCAAUAGAUCUUGGAAAUGGUCAUACUCGGACAUUCUUGCGGGAUGGAGACACUGUUAUUAUAACAGGUUACUGCCAAGGAGAAAGCUAUCGAGUUGGAUUUGGAGCUUGCUCAGGAACAAUUCACCCAGCUGUAUAA